Molecule: messenger RNA, 1533 nt
Organism: Caenorhabditis sp. 36 PRJEB53466
Lineage: Eukaryota; Metazoa; Nematoda; Chromadorea; Rhabditida; Rhabditidae
Source: the annotation of a GenBank genome assembly
AUGAGAGUUGUCAAGCCUGCCUUCAGCAGACCUCGCCCGAAAAUAAACUCUAUUGAUGACGUAAGCUGAGCACAGGAUCUGUUGGCAGUGAUGAUCGUGUCCGUGGUGACCACGGUCAUGAUUGCCAACAGAACAAAGAUAUCUCAUAAGGCUAAUAUUCAACGACUACCACGCUAAAUCACUUCCCCUAGGGUUGCAGAACAGGCGCCUGUUCUGCAACCCGAACUUCUCCGCUCAAUUUUAGUGGAACAAUAUUUUGUUUUAAUUCGAUUUUUGACAAAUCUGUACGGGAGUCAUUGAGUAGAGAGAAUUGAGCCGAAAAGUCGAAAAUGUGCAACUCAUUGAGUAUUGAAAAAAGGAAAUGCGGCAGGCGAAAAGUCUUGUAAUAAUAAUAAUAAUGGUUUUUGAGCCAACAAAUAAAUAUGUUAAAUUCAGAGAAUUCGGACUGACAGCCAAAAAACCAAUCAAGGAAACAUUAUAAAAACUUCAAUUGUCCCAAAAGUGAGAUUUGUCUCUCAGGAACUGAACAAGUCGACGAUGCUUCAAAAAUUAUAGAUUCGCACAACACUGGUAACAGCUGCUCCGAGACGUCUGCCGCACGCUAUUCUACAGCCUCCUCGGUCUCCCGCUCUGCCACAGCCCAAAGGAGAAAAAAUUUUUAUAAUGCAAGUAACAGCAUCACCAACGAUGCGUCCUGAAGUUCCUCGAAUUUCAUCAACUGCCACUACUAAGAGUUCAUUCGAAAGAACUAUUGCUUCAGAAGCAGAUGGUGGCAGCGUUUUGGCUCAAAUCACCAGUCAAAUCAAUGGUGGCAUGAGCCCGUGAGCUCCAUUUUCCUUAGAAUCAUUCUUAAUAUGUUUUUCCAGAGAACUCUUGGCCAAAAUUGAGACUAUAAUAAAAUCAGAGAUGCAAAACAGUGAUUCGCGAAUUAAGAUAAUGCGACCACGCCUAUCAAACUGAAUCGAACUAUAAAUUAUUCAAAUCAUUUAUGAAUGAAAAUUAUUAUUAUUACACGACUUUAGGAAAUUGGGCACGCAAAAAGUUCUCUCUCGAACUUCUUUCAAAAGUACACACUGUUCGGCUCAUGCUUCGCAAUAUCUCAUUGUCUCUCUUCUUGUCGAUUUACAGCUUUGUUAUUUUAAUUUGUCUCCAAUAAAUUGAUUUUUUUAAAGGCGGUGUCCAACGUGACAUACAACAUAUUUUUAGAAUAAACUUCGAAGUGGGGCAUUCACUUUCCCAAAGUCUCGAAUUACGAAAAAAAAUCCCCGAUUUUCAAGAUUUUUUUCAAAAAAGUUAAUGGUACCGAUUGGACAAUUCCAAGGAAAUUGUCCAUUUUCGAUCUUGGUGACAAGGCAUUGAGCACACCAGAAGAAGGCUUCUCCAGCUUCAAAGUCAGAAUUAUUGGUUUUUUUCUCAAGAAUAUUUACAAUUCAAUUUCAGAAACAAGUGGCCAAUGCAACAAGGGGAAGACUCGACAUCAAUUUCGACGAAUUGAAGGCCAUAGGAAAAACCGGAAGUUUUCCGCGUUGUUAG